Messenger RNA from Cetraspora pellucida, 921 nucleotides. NCBI's taxonomy places the organism in Eukaryota, Fungi, Glomeromycota, Glomeromycetes, Diversisporales, Gigasporaceae. The record is from the annotation of a GenBank genome assembly.
AUGCAAACGUUGGAAGAAAUAAGUAGGUGCGGUUAUACCAGAGUGUGGAUGAUUGGAAAAGAUUUUAAAGCCAAAGAAUGUAGUAUAGAAAUAAAUCAUGGUGGAAUAAUCCAAUUUAUUUGUUGUGAUGAUGAAUUUACGCUUAUUUUGUUAAAAGGAAAUGGAAUAUAUAAACAUCAUUUACGAUAUUUAUCAGAUGACAUGAAAUUUCAAUAUGAGGUUUUAAUAUUGAAUUAUCCGGAAAGAAUUAUUAAUGCUUUAAAGUUUAAUUGUAGUGAAUACAUUAGUAGGUAUAUGAUCGUACCACCGAGUGAUAUCGUGCGUAAAUAUCUUUUGAGAUGCUUAGAUGCUUCCGGGAGAGAUCCAAAUUGGAGUAUAGAAAUUUUUUAUUUAAAAACUAAUCAAUUAGUGAAUGUAUUUAAAAGGUAUAAAUUUGUUUUAUCAAUUUUGGAUCGUGAAAAACCAGGCGUAUUUACGAUAUCUAAUGAUGAAAAGCUAUUAGCAUAUGUAUCUGGAGAUGACCUUAAAAUAUAUUUAUUAGAAAAUGGUCUUGAAUUAUCAUCUUUAUCAUGUGAAAAUGGAAUGUUUGAUGUGGAAUUUAUGAAAUUUGUCAUGAACGAUGAAAAAUUAUUAAUAUUCAAAGCCGAUAGGACUGCAGCAAUCUGGGAUAUUUUUAGUUCUGUUAGAGAAUCUAUCGACUUCAUACCUUUGGAGAAAAACACGUCUUCAGGAUUAGCCAAGCAAAUGACGAGAAUAGUCAUCGGACCUAGAUUAGAAAAAUCAGAAAAUUUAGAAUAUAAAUAUUUUACGAUCCUUAAUAUAAGGCCAUUCUUUGACAUUGAUGAAAAUCAAAUAGCUUGGGAUAAAUUAGACAUAAAUGACCAUUUGACAAGAACGGGUGUUGAUCCAGAUUGGAGAUAA